AUGGGCGGAAAGAUUUCGAAAGAGCAAAUGCAAGAGUUGCGAAAGACAACUCGAAACAGACUGACAAAGAAAGAAAUUGAAAAGUAUCACAAAUUUUGGUAUGAAUUGUAUCCGAACGGAGAAAUGACCAAGGAUGGCUUUUCAAAAUUUGCAAAAUUGGCUCUUCCAAACUGGAACGGAGAGAGUGAUGUCGAGUAUUUAUUUAGAGCAAUGGAUCAAAACAAGGAUGGUACUGUGACCUUCAAGGAAUUUUUAUUUUUUCAAUCCAUUACAUCACCUUCAUCAGAGCCAAUGAAUCCUAUGGAAUUGAUUGAUUUGGCAUUUGAUAUGUAUGAUGAAGACGGAGAUGGAUUCGUUACAGUUGAUGAAAUGAGAGAAUGUUUGCACAACAUGUUCAAAGCUAAAGGAAUGCAAGUCAGCACGUCCGUUGUUCAAUCGCAAAUUGAUAAUAGAAUCAAUAACUUGCUCAAUAUUGCUGACAAGAAUAGGGAUGGAAAAUUAACUAAAGAGGAAAUCUUCCUAGCCUGUGAAAAGGAUCCACAAAUUGUGGCCAUGUUUUAA
Molecule: messenger RNA, 561 nt
Organism: Naegleria fowleri
Lineage: Eukaryota; Heterolobosea; Eutetramitea; Acrasida; Naegleriidae
Exons: 4
Coding region: 1-561 (186 amino acids)
Molecular function (GO): calcium ion binding
Source: RefSeq, a predicted model, not a curated record